Messenger RNA from Arabidopsis lyrata subsp. lyrata, 2415 nucleotides. Its product is annotated as folylpolyglutamate synthase. Gene Ontology annotation, molecular function: ATP binding; tetrahydrofolylpolyglutamate synthase activity. The record is from RefSeq and is a predicted model, not a curated record. Lineage: Eukaryota; Viridiplantae; Streptophyta; Magnoliopsida; Brassicales; Brassicaceae. Bases 337 to 2214 code for a protein of 625 amino acids. Gene Ontology annotation, cellular component: mitochondrion; cytosol; cytoplasm. The transcript is spliced from 17 exons. Gene Ontology annotation, biological process: tetrahydrofolylpolyglutamate biosynthetic process.
UUGGAUUUUUUGUUAUCUAGACUAUUAACUGUUUGAGACAAGAAAAAGGAAAAAAAAAAAAACAAUUAUUUAAUAUUAAUUGAAUGGCUUUAAUUUAGUUAAGGAUGAGGAAGAUGAUGAUUCGAAAAUGAAGGUGGUGGAGACUGCAAAUGGCUGCUGAGUACUGAGACACUCUGGAACACCCCCACAAACCCUAAGAGUCUCGUCUGAAGAUUUCCGCAAUCACUGGAACUGAUAUACACUUACGUUGCAAUAAGAGGAGCCACACAAACAAAGAGUCAUUGACCCACGAAAUCGAUUUAACAAUUGAAGCUUCCCAUGAUUUGACUUUCCCUGAUGCUCGUUUAUGGGAAAGGGUUUCUAAAGUGCGAAGCACCUGGAGUUCCAUUCUUUUAUGACAAAAGAAAAUCCUUCUUCACUAAAACAAAGAGGGGCUUUCACAGUUUACCUUUGGGCACUGGGGAUCGUGUUUAUUUCAACACAAAUCUUAGGUACUCAAGCAAAUCAAUAGAAGUUGUGGACAAAGCUGCCAUUGAUAUGGGUUCAAAGGAAGACAAGGCAGAUAAUCCAGCUUUAUCUUCAUAUGAUGAUGCCAUGGAAGCGCUGUCGACUCUUAUUUCUCGUCGAAACCGUGGGGACCGCACACCUACUAGAGGAAAUCGUGACAAGCUUGAACAAGUCAUCACAUAUCUCAAGAUUUUGGGCCUGGAGGAAAAAAUAAAAGAACUAAAAGUUAUUCAUGUCGCAGGAACAAAAGGAAAGGGUUCAACAUGUGUCUUCUCUGAGGCAAUUUUACGUAAUUGUGGGUUUCGAACCGGAAUGUUUACAUCUCCUCACCUGAUUGAUGUGAGGGAAAGAUUCCGAAUAGAUGGCUUGGAUAUAUCUGAGGAAAAGUUUCUACAGUAUUUCUGGGAAUGUUGGAAGUUACUGAAGGAGAAAGCUGUAGAUGGUCUUACCAUGCCUCCCCUUUUUCAGUUUCUCACAGUAUUGGCAUUUAAGAUUUUUGUUUGUGAAAAGGUUGAUGUUGCUGUCAUUGAAGUUGGACUUGGGGGAAAACUUGACUCGACAAAUGUGAUUCAAAAACCUGUUGUCUGCGGCAUAGCUUCUCUUGGGAUGGAUCAUAUGGAUAUAUUGGGAAAUACGCUGGCUGAUAUUGCAUUUCAUAAGGCUGGGAUUUUUAAGCCUCAAAUCCCCGCCUUCACAGUACCACAACUCUCUGAAGCAAUGGAGGUUCUUCAGAAAACAGCUAAUAAUCUUGAGGUUCCUCUGGAAGUAGUACCGCCUCUUGACCUUAAAAAGUUGGAUGGAGUUGCGCUUGGCUUGUCUGGGGAUCAUCAGCUUGUAAAUGCAGGUCUUGCUGUUUCUCUUUCAAGAUGCUGGCUUCAAAGAACUGGAAAUUGGGAGAAGAUGUUUCCAAAUGGAAGCAAGGAAACUGAGAUUCCCGUGGCUUUUUGUCGUGGUCUUGCAACGGCACGUCUACAUGGGAGAGCUCAGGUUGUUCAUGAUGUAGUUUCAGAUCCGCAGGAAUCGUCAGGUUCGAUGGAAACUCCAUGCGGUGAUCUGAUCUUUUACUUGGAUGGAGCUCACAGUCCAGAGAGCAUGGAGGCUUGUGGUCGAUGGUUUUCUUCUGCAGUCGGAGGAAACAAAAGCUUAUCCACUGCUGUCAAUGGUUACAAGAGACAUGAGGAGUAUGGUAGAGACUUUAACAGAGUCUCCAAACAGAUUCUUCUGUUCAACUGCAUGGAAGUGAGAGACCCUCAAGUCUUACUUCCAAAGCUGGUCACCACUUGCGCUUCCUCAGGCACUCAUUUCUCAAGAGCGCUUUUUGUCCCGAGCAUGUCUACGUACAACAAGGUUAUUUCGGGUGCAUCAGCAAUUCCUUCGGAUACUCGUAGAAAGGAUUUGACUUGGCAAUUCAGACUACAAAGACUAUGGGAGAAAUCAAUCCAAGGAACAGAUGCUGCCCUUGACCAUACACUGAAGCUCGAUGGAAUAACGGUACCACCUCAUGAUUUCUUGUGUGGAGAUGCACCUCAAUGUGGUGGAGCUGCAGGGACGACACAAGUCACUUCCAGCGCCGUAAUGCCUUCACUUCCGUUGACAAUAAACUGGCUACGGGACUGCGUACGCCGAAACCCUUCACUGAAACUAGAGGUGUUGGUCACAGGAUCGCUACAUCUAGUCGGAGACGUGCUCAGGUUGCUAAAGAGAUGAUUUACGUUUUACCAACAAAUCUUAAAAAAAAGGUUCCUUAAGAGUAAUCUUACAGAGCUUCAAUUGUUUUAUCCUUGACUUAUUUUUUUUUCUCAUAACUACCAUUAUGAUUCUUUGGUCCAUUUUAUCUAACAUGAGAACCCUCCUCUUAAGCUGUAUUUUUCUGUUAAAUUUUUAAUUUACAUUUCUUCUCAUCUCUCA